CAAAAAUUUGUCUGGUUAACAUCCACACACACCCUUCAAAAAAUCUCACACCCUACUUCUCUUUUUGUUUACUUUUCCUUGCACCUAUUUGCCUCCUCUUUCUCUUCUUCAACCUCAACUCUUCAUCCGUCUUUGACUGUAACAACUAUACAAGUUCCAAUUUUUCUGCAUACCCUUUAUUAACUACUUCCUUAAUCGCUUAUUUAUUCUGUUGGGUACUUUUUAUUAAGUUUCAUUUCACUCUUUAAAACCAUUUUUCAUUUGGGUGUAUUUUUAAUUUUCAAGAGUUUUUGUUGUGAGAGAGGAAGAUGGUAGGAGCAAUAUCUGUUGUUGGUUCACCAAUGAUGGACUCACACACGGGUCCAUGUUUGUGUGUGGAUUCUCUUCCAACCACAAAUGUGAAGAGUGGUUGUGGAGAUGUGGUUUUGUGGAGGAAUUUGAUGGGAAGGAACCAUUCGGCGAGGCGCGGCGGAGGUAGGAGUAUGGGGCUGAGCAGUUCUUUUACCGAUCCGGGAAGGGAAUGGAGACUCAAGUUUAGCAGAAGCUGUAAGAAGCAAAGCAGUAAUGAUAGGAGAGUCACCAUUGUUAGUGAAGUUGGUGGUCAGUAUGAUGACACUUUUGAGGAUGUUAAAACGCAAAUGCUCAACUAUUUCACGUACAAAGCUGUGAGGACUGUUCUUCAGCAACUGUAUGAGAUGAACCCGCCUAAAUAUACUUGGUUUUAUAAUUUUGUUGUAUCAAACAAACCAGCAGAUGGAAAACGUUUUAUCCGAAUGCUCGGGAAGGAACAACAAGAGCUUGCUGAAAGAGUGAUGUUAACUCGGCUUCACCUCUAUGGCAAAUGGGUUAAGAAAUGUAAUCAUGCUGAGAUAUAUAAAGAAAUAUCUGAUGAAAACUUGGAGUUGAUGAGGGAAAGACUCAUGGAGACAGUAAUAUGGCCAUCAGAUGACAGCAACACAGAAAAGAUUGGUUGAUAUAUGAAUCAACAUUGUUACUUUCUGUCUUCAACCUCUUAAUUCCUAGUUUAGGUAUAAACAUACAUGCUUUGUUUCCAAAUCUCAUUUUCCAGAUUUAUAUUAUGUAAAUUGUGUAUAUAUCAGUACCUUCUAAAUACAUAGUUCAUUAUUUUGAAUAGUUUGAGAUGUAGGAUUUAAAAUCUUUGAGGCGUUUGCAAAGAAUGCUUCAAUGAUAUAUAAAUCAUAAGUAUUGUCAACUUCCAAAUUCAUACUAGUAUAAUGUUUGUCCCAUAUUAUCGAUA
This is a messenger RNA of Lathyrus oleraceus (garden pea), 1258 nucleotides long. Its product is annotated as chaperonin-like RbcX protein 2, chloroplastic. The record is from RefSeq and is a predicted model, not a curated record. The transcript is spliced from 5 exons. Lineage: Eukaryota; Viridiplantae; Streptophyta; Magnoliopsida; Fabales; Fabaceae. Gene Ontology annotation, biological process: ribulose bisphosphate carboxylase complex assembly. Gene Ontology annotation, molecular function: protein folding chaperone. Bases 309 to 974 code for a protein of 221 amino acids.